This is a messenger RNA of Gamsiella multidivaricata, 1755 nucleotides long. RefSeq lists its product as uncharacterized. The transcript has 5 exons. NCBI's taxonomy places the organism in Eukaryota, Fungi, Mortierellomycota, Mortierellomycetes, Mortierellales, Mortierellaceae. The coding region runs from base 272 to 1651 and encodes 459 amino acids. The record is from RefSeq and is a predicted model, not a curated record. Gene Ontology annotation, cellular component: membrane.
GUCCUUGAUAAAUAAUUCCCAUCCCCUCUGUCUCGUAGCGAUCUGGGCGAAGCAGUUGUGUUGCCGCAGUCACUACUCGAUUUUUUUCCUUCUCACUUGACCAUUGUGGGUCUGGGGUUUUUGUCCUUCCUCCUCCGCCUUUCUUUGCUCGCACCCCCAUCCGUUUUUCAGCCGCAUAAAAACAUACACACGCCCCUACAAGAAACUUGAAUUCUCUUCUCAUUCCGAAUUCCUGGUCAGCAUUUCUCAGCAGUCUCAACCGCCGACAACCAUGGCUACUCAACUCUCCAAACGCCGCAAGAACGAACUAAAAGACAUAGCCCAGCAGCUGGGCCUUUCCACCGAAGGCGUGCGUGAGGAUCUGGUUGACAGAAUCAAGUCGCAUGUCGCGAAACAUGGAUCCAGUGAUCCCUCGCUGCAUCAUCUCGUCCGUGAGGAUAGUUCUCGAGCUGGCCAUCGCCUAGCCAGCCUUUCCUCCGCUAAUGAAGAUGACGACACCUCAGAUGGUACAUCUCAGUCCCGCUCUACGCGCUCAUCACCCAGAAAGAAAACAGCUCUCGACUCUCGCGACUCCACGGCUAGCAGAUCCGGUUCGGAUUCGGACAGUACUGAGGAUCCCUUAUCGGAGCAUCAGGUCCGCAACUUCAUGAGUCACGUACAGGAUGAGGUUCAUGAGGCCUCGGAUCUGGCCCAUUCGCUUGAACACAUCCUGCAAGAGAAAUACCAGACUAGUAAGGAAUCACUCCGACGAGCAUCCAAGGACCUUACCUCGUCUGUCACCCAUACAAUUGAUGGCGUCAAGGACGCUGUGAAUGGAGUCGGCUCGAAGCAACACAAAAGUAAGGGUGCCCACCGCGGCUCCCGUCGCCAUAAUGACGACGAGGACGAGAGUCACCGUCGUCGCUCUGGCCAUCAUCGCCAUAGGCAUCAUCGCGGAGUGGAUGCGUGGUAUCGUUGCGUUGUUGAGGAAGUCAAACACCGCUUUGUGGACUGCGCUGGCGCAUGUGGAUUCUCGACCUGCAUGUCCCGUAACUGGCAGAGGGUACAUGAUCUCGGCUCCUCGAGCAUAGGAUUCGUUUGGAUCACAUUCAUCCUUGAGCUUGCUGUCUUUAUGUCUGCUGCAUAUUCUCAUCAUGAGCAUCAUGAUAAAGAGAGUUGGUCGUCGUGUUUCGGAUUCUUCACGAACUGGCCCAACUUUUUGCUGCCCUUCUUCGCAUACUACGGUGCUUUGUUUGUAAUCCCGACACUUCUCUCUCAGCUUUUCAACGUUGAUCGCGCCCGCAAGGUGCGCCACGACGUUGAUGAACAUCAUCACCACAAGCCUUCCAUGACCGGACUUUUGUCCCGCACCACGACCUCUGGACUCUCUUACUUUGUCUUCAAGUUUGCAAUGACUUAUCUCUUGAGCCAAUACACCCUGCAUCAUCCCGUCUCAUCUGUUUCAAAGCUAACUGAAACGGCUAAGGAAGCAGCUGAAACUGUUGCCAGCUAUACUGGUUUCGCACACAACCAUCAUUCCCACCAUUUGUGGAGCGACUGCGAGGUCGUGGCCGAGGUCUUCCGCUUUGUGCCUGCUAGCCUCAGCUUGGCUACCUCGGGUGUUGGAACUGUGCUGGCACUUGCAGAGGCUGUUGUUUCAAAGCGCAAGUGAUCAGGAUCUUUGUGACGAGCUGACAUGUUGUGAACUCGUUGCUUGUAUUCAAAUCUUCGUACACUCAUUUAUUUGGAAUAAAUAUCAUUGACAUUUUCACCGAC